Molecule: messenger RNA, 1077 nt
Organism: Thlaspi arvense
Lineage: Eukaryota; Viridiplantae; Streptophyta; Magnoliopsida; Brassicales; Brassicaceae
Source: the annotation of a GenBank genome assembly
AUGUUUGGAUAUGAUAUCGGUGUCUCAGGUGGUGUCACGUCAACGGAUGAGUUCCUCAAAGAGUUUUUCCACACCGUGUAUGAAAAAAGGAGAAAUGCUCAUGAGAAUAACUACUGCAAAUUCAACAAUCAAGGAUUAGCGGCUUUUAACUCUUCGCUGUACAUUGCUGGUUUGGUUGCCACUCUUGUAGCCUCACCAAUCACUAGGAACUAUGGACGACGUGUAAGCAUCAUAUGCGCUGGGAUCUUCUUUCUUAUUGGAGCUGCUGUAAAUGCUGGAUCCAUGAACCUUGCGAUGCUUUUACUCGGAAGGAUCAUGCUUGCCAACAUGAUCAGUUACGCUACACAAAGGCUUAAUAACUGGGGCUGGAGGCUCUCUCUUGGUUCAGCAGCUUUACCGGCUCUGCUCAUGACUCUUGGUGGUUACUUCCUUCUCGAGUCUCCUAACAGCUUGAUCGAAAGAGGGUUUGCAGAAAGAGGCCGAGAGGUCCUUGAGAAGCUGAGAGAAACAGAAAACGUCGAAGCCGAGUUUCAAGAUAUGAUUGAUGCUAGCGAGUUGGCAAAUUCUGUAAAGCAUCGUUUUAAGGAUAUUCUGCGGAAAUGCCACAGGCCUCAGCUUAUCAUGGCAAUUCUUAUGCCAAUGUUUCAGAUCCUCACUGGAACAAACUGCGUUCUCUUCUACGCACCUAUUAUAUUCAUGACAAUGGGGAUACUCCACAUGUUGGUCAUCUUCUUUUCCCUCUUUAUUAUGGGGUAUGGAUGGUCAUGGGGACCGCUUGGCUGGACUAUACCGAGUGAGAUAUUUCCAUUGGCGACUCAUUCUGCGGGACAGAGUAUAACCGUUGCUGUCAAUCUCCUCUUCACCUUCAUUCUUUUUCAGGCUUUUUUGUAUCUCCUCUGUGCACUAAAGUUUGGAUUUUUUCUCUUCUUUGCUGGUUGCGUUUCUGUGAUGACCAUCUUUGUUUACUUCAUGUUGCCUGAGACCAAAGGAGUGCCAAUUGAAGAGGUGACACUCAUAUGGAGAAAACAUUGGUUCUGGAAGAAACUAUUGCCUGCAAAUCUUGAUACUGAAAGCUAG